GGAUGCCGAUGUUGGAAUUGCGCCACAUGCUGGACGCGGUACGGCACACGCAAAAGAAAUCAUCGGCAGUAUUGUGUCAGUGUUGAAACUGUGCGAAUAGUCCAUGGACACAUCGCACGUUCGUGAAUCUCUCAGCUGUGAGCCACUUAUAAAAGUCCCCAAGAAAUAUUUCUAUUGAAAAAAAAAAAACAUCAGGAGAUUUGGCAUUGAAAAAUACGUUUUUUCUGUGUGCGCAUGCUUAAUAAUAAAUUCUUGUGAAUUAAAAUGUCGAAUAUUGGCUGGAACGUCAAGGCGGAUGGCGCCGAACGACCGAUUCAACCCACACCCACUUGUCCGCCCCAUCAGGCUGUUGCCGCCAAUGUCAAUGCUGACCCCACGAGUCAGCCACCACCAUCGUACAACUCCCUCUACCCUCAAAUUCCCAACAAUCUGCCCGCGUAUGUGCCACCGCAGAAUCCAACACAAAUCCACGGCACGUCCACCACAAUCAACGCAACACCAUCCUUUCUUCCCACGCAACAAAUACCGAAUCCUCUGAAUUUGGGACAAAAUAUCGGAACGCAGAUUCACACAGUUCCGAGUAGUCAUGGCAGCAGCAGCAACACUCUCUGGCUGCCUGCCAGUGAGGGUCAAGUACCACCUGGUGCCGUGAUUGGUGGCCACGAAGUUGGUGGAGAAAAGCUCUACAUUGCUCGUGCACGACACUCUGGGGCAUUGAUCCCUGGAAAGCUGGUCCCAUCGCAUCGAUGCUGCUACGUGGCCUGGGGUGGACGUGAGCACGCUGUUAAGCACUACGAGGUCCUCUGCAACUGCCCUGGCAAGUGGAUUCCCGCCUCGCGUGGUAACCUCACCCCACGCGCCCUCCAGGGUGGCACGUCCGAAAAGGGUGAGACCCUCUACGUUGGUCGUGCGAAUCAUCGUGGCUCCCAAACCAUCGGCAAAGUCCAUCCAUCGCACAAGCUCUGCUACAUUCCAUACGCGGGAAAAGAAAUCGGCUACAAAGCCUACGAAGUCUACGUGCCCGACAAUUAACACUUUUAGAUGUACUUUUUAAUAGAAUCAUCCCACAGAUGUUACAAACUUCUCUGUCAGGGCUUUUGCCCUUCUCUUAUUUUCUAUUUUUUUCUCUCUUUCUCAGGAAAAAAACAUUUUAAAUUGUCCAUCUUUUUGUUUAAACAUUUUUUUUCUCCACAAAAUUGACCGAUUCCUCUGUUUUAUUGGAUUUUUUCACUAGAAUCUCCCUUUUGGUGGUUCUUUACAUUGAAAAAAUCCUUGAAAUCGAUUUUUCUUUGCAAAUUUUGUAAACACAAUUUCUUUUUUUUUUCGAAAAAAAUAUAUACAAAAUAUAUAUUGUAAAAAAGUUGUGGAAAAAAGAAGACUUUUCAAUGAGAACUGAAAAAACAAAAAGAAUUCUUUACAAAAGAUAUACAACUGGAAUAAUAUUCUA
Messenger RNA from Lutzomyia longipalpis, 1447 nucleotides. Its product is annotated as natterin-3-like. The record is from RefSeq and is a predicted model, not a curated record. NCBI's taxonomy places the organism in Eukaryota, Metazoa, Arthropoda, Insecta, Diptera, Psychodidae. Bases 265 to 1032 code for a protein of 255 amino acids. The transcript has 3 exons.